Messenger RNA from Uranotaenia lowii, 5466 nucleotides. Its product is annotated as dynein axonemal heavy chain 10-like. Gene Ontology annotation, biological process: microtubule-based movement. The coding region runs from base 1 to 5466 and encodes 1821 amino acids. The transcript is spliced from 28 exons. Gene Ontology annotation, molecular function: dynein light intermediate chain binding; dynein intermediate chain binding; minus-end-directed microtubule motor activity. Gene Ontology annotation, cellular component: dynein complex. NCBI's taxonomy places the organism in Eukaryota, Metazoa, Arthropoda, Insecta, Diptera, Culicidae. The record is from RefSeq and is a predicted model, not a curated record.
AUGGGGAAACGGUUCUUGGAAAACUGCCUUCCAGAGACCAAUGCGAGCACACAUAACACAAUCAGAAGUAAAUUCCAUCGACCGACCAAAGUUCCCUUCGGCGAUAUGUUGAUGGCGUACCAGCUGGAGAAACGCUGGCGCAAACUGUUCAACUCCGCUCUAUACCGUUCCAAUAUGCUUCAGCCCACCAAGACAAAGUUUGCCGAGAUGACUCAGGGCGAGAUCAGCGUGUUCUGCAUCGAGCUGAACUCGUUCAUUGAACGGUACAAAACGGAAGGUCCCGGAACAGUUGGGUUGGAUUUGGACCGUGGAUCCGAACUGAUGGUCGCCUUCAGCAAAGAGUUCAUAGACAUCAAUCGUCAACGGAUAGAGCUCGAAAACGCGGAAAAACUCUUCGACAUCCCAUUAACGGAUUACAGCGAAUUUUUGCAGUGCCAAAACGAAUACGAAGAAAUGCAAGUGGUCUACAAGCUAUACCACAAGCAGAAAAUUGCCCGGGAACGAUGGUCUCGCACGCUUUGGGCCGACCUGAACCCCCAGGCCCUCCUCGAUGGAAUCGAAGUGUUCAUAAAGGAUUACCGCCGUUUGCCACGAUCUGUUCGCCAAACUCCAGUCGGCCAAGCCUUGGACACCAAAAUGAAGCAGUUCAAAUCGUCGGUUCCGCUGAUGUUGAGCCUGAAGGACGAAGCGCUUCGGGAACGCCACUGGAAUCUGCUAAUGGACAAAACUGGUCAACAUUUCGACAUGGCGCCGGAACGUUUUACGUUGGAAAAUAUGUUCGCGAUGGAGCUGCACAAGUAUCAGGAAAUUGCCGAAGAAAUCAUCAACAAUGCCAUCAAAGAAUUGUCGAUCGAACGGGGCGUCCAAGAAGUGGAGGAAAUUUGGCAGCACAUGUCCUUCAUUGUGUUGCCUUACGAAAGUCGUGGAGUUAUAGUAGAAGGAAGAUACGUGCUUGGAGGAGUGGACGACAUCACCAUGGUGCUAGAGGAAAAUUCAAUGAACCUGCAAUCGAUGGCGGCCUCUCAAUUUAUUGGCCCAUUCCUGCCGACGGUCCAGCGCUGGGAGAAAAAUCUUACUCUUAUCUCGGAAAUCAUCGACGAGUGGCUCGCUGUCCAGCGGAAGUGGCUCUACCUGGAAGGAAUAUUUAUCGGCGGCGAUAUAAGUGCCCAAUUACCGGAAGAGGCAGAAAGAUUUAACAAGAUCGACUGGGAGUUUCAAGAGAUUAUGAACGGAAGCUUUCGGGAUCCGCUGGUGGUGAAUGUUUGUCUUGUUCCCGGCCGGCUGGACGAUUUCCUGAGGCUCGGGACAGAAUUGGAUGGAUGCCAAAAAUCUUUGAACGAUUAUCUCGAGCACAAGAGAAUGCUUUUCCCGAGGUUCUACUUCAUUUCGACGGACGAGCUGCUAUCAAUCCUGGGAAGCAAAGAACAUACGGCCGUUCAAGAGCACAUAAUUAAGAUGUUUGAUAACAUUAAAUCUUUACGAUUUGUCAUGGAUCGCGACGAUACGCCACUCGUCAGUGCAAUGAUAUCCGCCGAGGGAGAAGUUAUGCAGUUCCAAACCAGAGUGCCCGUGAAAGGCCGCGUCGAAAGCUGGAUGACCGAUGUCCUGCAGGAGAUGAGGGCCACCAAUCGAUACAUCAGCAAGAAGGCCAUCUUCGACUACGGCAAGGAGCGGGAACGAACACGUCCCGAUUGGAUCAUGCUGUACCAGGGUAUGGUUUGCCUUGCUGCUAACCAAGUUUGGUGGACCGCCGAAGUGGAGGAAGUUUUUGCCAAGGUGAAAAAGGGCAACAAACGAGCUAUGAAGGAGUAUCUUGAAGCUCAGAAUCGGCAGCUUGACGACUUGGUAGUAAAAGUACGAGCUGAACUAUCACCUAAUGAUCGACUAAAGUUCAAAACGAUAGCCACUAUUGAUGUCCAUGCGAGAGAUAUCAUAGAAUCGUUUGUACGAGAUAGCAUCCUAGACGCUCAAGAGUUUGGGUGGGAAAGUCAGCUGAGAUUUUAUUGGCUUCGGGAUCCAGACAAUCUCUUUGUGGUACAGUGCACAGGGAAAUUCGAUUAUGGCUACGAGUACAUGGGCCUUAACGGGCGUCUCGUGAUUACACCGCUCACGGAUCGAAUCUAUCUGACAAUCACCCAGGCCCUGACCAUGAAGCUUGGCGCGGCACCGGCUGGCCCAGCCGGAACCGGGAAAACGGAAACCACCAAGGACCUGGCCAAAGCCAUGGCCCUGCUCUGCGUGGUCACCAACUGUGGCGAGGGAAUGGAUUUUCGCGCCGUCGGAACCGUGUUAUCAGGACUGUCACAGUGCGGAGCUUGGGGCUGCUUCGACGAGUUUAAUCGGAUUGACAUCUCGGUCCUGAGCGUAAUCUCAACGCAGCUGCAAACAAUCCGAACGGCCCUCGUAUCCAACCGAAAGACAUUUAUGUUCGAAGGGUACGAAAUCAAUCUGGAUCCCAAGGUAGGGAUUUUUAUAACGAUGAAUCCGGGCUAUGCGGGACGUACGGAGCUGCCGGAAUCUGUGAAAGCAUUGUUCCGACCCGUGACCUGUAUCAUGCCGGAUUUGGAGCUGAUCUGUCUGAUUUCACUAUUUUCGGACGGGUUCAUGAAGGCCAAGGUUCUGGCCAAAAAAAUGACAGUCCUAUACAAGUUGGCACGGGAGCAGCUAUCGAAGCAGUACCAUUACGAUUGGGGUCUCCGGUCUCUGAAUGCGGUGCUCCGGAUGGCCGGUGUCAAUAAACGCAAAUCACCGGAGAUCAAUGAAACGGCCACUCUCAUGAGGACCCUGUUCGAUAUGAAUUUUCCCAAGUUUGUCUUUGAUGAUGUACCACUGUUUAAUGGAUUGAUGAAGGAUUUAUUUCCGGGUGUGGACUACCCACGUGUUGGCUAUCCGGAAUUUACCGAGGCGGUUCGCAACGUGCUGGAAACCGAUGGCUACAUCAUUCUGCAGAAUCAGGUUGAUAAAGUGAUUCAACUGUACGAAACGAUGAUGACACGUCAUUCAACCAUGAUCGUAGGUCCAACGAGUGGCGGAAAAACAGUUGUUAUUAGUACCCUCAUAAAGGCUCAAAGCAAUCUUGGCCUCCCAACCAAGUGUACGAUGUUGAAUCCCAAGGCUUGCUCGGUGGUUGAGCUGUACGGUUAUCUGGAUCCGAACACCCGCGAUUGGAUAGAUGGUUUGUUUUCGAACAUUUUCCGCGAAAUGAAUCGACCAGCGGAGGAAAAUGAACGCCGCUACGUAUGCUUUGACGGCGAUGUGGAUGCCCUAUGGAUAGAGAACAUGAACUCAGUAAUGGACGACAACAAGCUGCUGACGUUGGCAAACGGAGAACGAAUUCGGCUCAACAGCUACUGCGCGCUGCUAUUUGAAGUUGGUGAUCUUGCUUACGCUUCUCCAGCCACGGUAUCACGAGCCGGUAUGGUAUACUUGGACCCUAAGAAUCUCGGCUAUGAGAGUUAUUGGCAGCGAUGGGUUUUGAAACGAUACGAAAGUGAGCGGGAGAUGCUUUCGAAAAUGUACGAACGCAUUAUUUCGCUCGCCAUCGACUACAUUUUGGAAGGAAUUGAUGGUAACAAUCAGGAAGACCCGCUUAAAUUGGUGAUCCCUCAGACAAACUUGAACAUGGUGACCCAGUUUUGUUAUUUUUACGAUGCAAUGUUUCCCAAAAGUGGAACUGUUUGUCCUUUCGAAGAAGAUGUAGUUGAAUGUGGAUUCAUCCAGUGUCUGUAUGCUUCCUUAGGAGCAGCUCUGUUGGAAGAUUCCCGUUUUAAGUUUGAUGAUUUCGUCAAAAGAAACUUGGAAAUGAUCAAUGUCGAAGAUACUCCUGAAGUGCCGGCAAAAGCUGGACAAGUCCCGUCAUUGAAACCGACGCUUUACGAUUACUUCUUCGACAGGGAAAAGAAACAAUGGAUUGCGUGGGAGUGGGUCGUUCCAGAAUAUAUUCAUAAUUCGCAAAUGGCUUUCAGUGAAAUUCUAGUCCCAACGACAGACACCCUGCAAGCUGAAUGGAUUCUAAGAUCAAUGAACGACAUUCGACAUCCUAUUCUUCUAGUUGGUGAUACGGGAACUUCAAAAACAGCGGUCAUUUCCAGUUUUCUUAGACAGUUGAACAAAGAAACUUUUAUCAUCUUGAAUUUGAAUUUUUCGUCGCGAACUUCUUCGAUGGAUGUUCAGAAGACAAUCGAGGCUGCCGUUGAUAAGCGCACCAAGGAUAUCUACGGACCUCCGGUAGGGAAAAAACUUGUGGCCUUCAUCGACGACAUGAAUAUGCCUCAGGUAGACAGUUAUGGAACUCAGCAGCCGAUAGCUUUGCUGAAGUUGCUCUUCGAAAGAGGUGGCAUGUACGAUCGUACCAAAGAUCUCAGCUGGAAAUGGUUCAAGGAUAUGUCCUUCAUCGCUGCUAUGGGUCGCGCCGGAGGAGGCCGCAACGAUGUUGAUCCCAGGUUCAUUUCGAUGUUCUCGGUUUGCAACGUCAUCUUCCCGAGCGAUUCAACAUUGGCCCACAUCUACUCGUCAAUUCUCAAAGGACAUCUGCAACCGUUCGCGGAGGAAGUUUCAGCCCUGGCAGAUGUUGUGGUAGAAAUGACACUUAAUUUGUUCAAAUCGUUGAUCGUCAAAUUGCCUCCAACGCCUUCAAAGUUCCACUAUAUAUUCAACCUGAAAGAUCUGUCUCGAAUUUAUGCCGGCAUGCUUCAGAUUCACCCAACAUACUACAAGGAAGUGCAACAACUGAUUCGAGUCUGGCGCAACGAAUUCCAACGUGUUAUCUGUGAUCGGUUGAUCAAUGCAGAUGACCAAGAACUGAUGAUCCAACAAAUUUCCGAGGAAGUAUCGAAUAAAUUUCCUCCACCGAAACCUGUUCCUCGGCGUACGAUUAUCGGUAUACCGGAAGGUCGAACCGAAUCAAAAUGGCUUGAACCAAAUGUCGGAGAGUAUGUUUUGAACGAUCCUUUGCUUUUCGGAGAUUAUAGGAACGCAGUGAAUCCAGCAGAACCCAGAUUUUACGAAGAUCUGUUAGACUACGAGGCUGUAUUUUUCCUGUUUCAAGAAAUUUUAAUGGAGUACAACGAACAGAAAUCCAAAAUGAACUUAGUUCUUUUCGAGGACUGUUUAGAGCACUUGACUCGAGUCCAUCGUGUACUUCGGAUGGAUCGAGGUCACGUUAUGCUAGUCGGUGUGGGUGGAUCUGGCAAACAGUGCAUAGCCCAGCUGUCUGCUUUUGCUGCCGAAUGCGAAGUAUUCCAAAUUGUUCUCAGCCGGGGUUACAAUGAAACAUCUUUCCGGGAAGAUUUGAAAGUCUUGUUCAAUAACGUCGGUGUUAAAAACCAGAAAACCUGUUUCAUUUUCAAAGCUGCCCAGAUAGCAGAAUUAGACAAGGUUAGAAUGCUGCUCCGGCAGCCGGAAUCAGCAAACCAGCCAGCCAUCCAACGGGAGCUGCUGUUAGGUUGCCAUCAACCAGCCGACUAG